Messenger RNA from Nezara viridula (southern green stink bug), 658 nucleotides. The record is from the annotation of a GenBank genome assembly. NCBI's taxonomy places the organism in Eukaryota, Metazoa, Arthropoda, Insecta, Hemiptera, Pentatomidae.
GUCAGUAGCGUUCAGGCGUUAGCUUCUGCUCUACUUCGAAAGUAAUGUCUCUGGUGCCGCUGAUAUUCAGGGAUUGGUGGGACGACUGGGACCGGGAGAGACCAUCAAGGCUCCUCGACCAGCACUUUGGAAACGUUCUAAACCGUGACGACCUGAUAAACGCCUCUUCGCUCAUUCGACCUACUGGUUACUUCAGGCCUUGGAGGCACCAGCUCAAUCGUGGAACCUCUAACAUAACUGCUGUCGAUGACAAAGUUCAAGUAGUGCUAGACGUUCAACAAUUCGCACCUAACGAAAUAUCAGUGCGAACUGUAGACAAUGUUGUGAUAGUCGAGGGUAAACACGACGAAAAGAGGGAUGAACACGGCUACAUCUCGCGACACUUCGUCCGGAAAUACCUGCUUCCAAAGGACGUCAUUAUGAGCGAGAUUACGUCUGCUCUUUCCUCCGACGGGAUCCUAACCAUUAAUGCCCCAAAGCAGCUGCCCCAGGAUUCCAGAACGGAAAGAGAGAUUCCAAUAAUUCAGACAGGAUCACCAGCCAUCAAACCAUCAACAGAAACCAAUAUAAAAAUAGAGCAAGUUAAUUAAAACUACUUUUGCUAAAUUAAUGACCGAAUAAUAUAUUAUUACUUAUUAAAUAUACAUCUUUCUGAAUA